UAUAGCUUAAACUGGAAUAACACCCUUGUAAAUAUUUUGUGCCCUCCAUGCCCUCAUCCGCCCAUUCACCCCCGGCGGCUCCAGGAGGGGACCACAACCGCAGGCACCGGUGGCGGCACGCCAUCCACACUACGCUCGUGCUGCACUGGCGGUCCCUUCAGGUCCGAGCCCAAGUAGGCGCCGUCGGUCGCGGCGGCCAGGCCGCGCCUCCCCUUCCACAGGUCCCGAGAUCCGCCGACAUCAACCCCGUCGUCCAGCAUCGGGUGCCUAAGAUCGGCACACCUCCUCCCAAUCGUCCCGGACCAGCGCCAUGGCAACGAGCGUAUCCCCCUACCCUGACCUUCAACUUCAAUGGCAGAUCCCACCAUGACUUGGCAGCACCGUUGGUGGAACCAGCGUCCCUAGGUGAGCAAUCAUCCAGAUGGCCGUCACGCUUCCGCCCAGCAGGUAGAGGAGUAGAGGCGUUGUUUCCACGGGGCGGUAGUGAGGUGUUGUUGAUUAGAGCACCAUCAGCAGUUCUUGAGCACCAUGGCAAUGCAAAGGUAAUCCGUGUGCCCUGCAUCUUCAAAAGAAUUAUCCGAUGCAGUAUCCCAAAAAGUAGCAUUAUGUAAAGAUCUGAUUCAUCUCAAUAUAACAUGAAAACAUGGAAGAUGAUGGAUUAGACAUGAAAAUCCUAUGAGCAGAGAUAGCACAGUAAUUAACAUUCUGCAUUAGAUUACUUAGUUGAGAGAUAGAACCUGAAGAAAAGUGAAUUAAGCUAGAUACAUAAAAAUUAGGCACUCCCUGUAACUCCAAUACCAAAUAGGUAGUCAGACAUCUCGGCAUUCGACUGUUGGAGAUGAUGAGCUUGAGAAGUGAGAUGGUUCUGUUGAAGUAACGGUGCGUCUGAGCGGUCUGGCCAUUGACCGUUGCAUCCAUAUGUGGGUUGGCUGCUCCUGUACCUCUUCCGCUGUAGCGGCUAAUCGAAAAUUGAAGAUCCUUCUCAAAUUUGAGCUCCAUUUCUUUAAGGUUCCCUAUUUUUUGCACGCUGAUAAUGAGUUUUUUUUUUGGACUGUAUAAUUGAUCUUGAUAUGGUUUAUAGCUUCCUGUUACCACUCUUACCAUCGUCCAAUCAAGUUCAUCCAUGUCAAAAUCUAUCGACUUGGAAUAGAGUAGUGUCGAAGAGAAGGUUUGAUUGUACUAUUUAAUUGCUCAUCAAUUUCAUUGUCUACUUUCUUCAGUUCGAUAACUUCAACCUAAAAAUAAACUGGUGGUCAAUACGAAAUAACACAUCAAUUUUCUUCUGAGGGAUGCCUCACUUUUUAUUUUUCUCAGUAGAUUAGAGUAAUAAGUUGAUGAUCAUUCUCUACUUUGUAUUUGUAUUUUUUUAUGAGAUUGAUCCAAGAAAGAAUGACAUAUGUGCAAUAUGUAUGGGUAAAUAAUAAGUGAAAAAAUGGUUUCGAACUAGGAAACCUAAAACUGUAGGUUUGUAUAGCAAGAUUAUCAUAUUUUAUAAUGUAUUUUGUUUAGCGAAUAUAUAUUCCAAAAUUUCCCAUGUACUGUUUCUGCAGAGAGGGGGAAGGAGCUGAUUGCAGGGCACUAAAAUAUAUCUGGGCUGCCAAAGCUCCAUGAUCGCUUACAUAUGUAUAUUAUCCAUGUAGUCUGGGUUAUCUGGGAUCAAUUACAAGAAGGCACUUGAAUAUUGUUUAUAAAGGUUGCAUAUUUUGU
Molecule: messenger RNA, 1707 nt
Organism: Triticum aestivum (bread wheat)
Lineage: Eukaryota; Viridiplantae; Streptophyta; Magnoliopsida; Poales; Poaceae
Exons: 3
Coding region: 48-611 (187 amino acids)
Source: RefSeq, a predicted model, not a curated record